CUUUGAGCAAAACAGACACCAACAAAGCAACAAUUGCUGCUUCCUCGGUGUUUUUCACUCUGGCUUUCAGGCCAUGGCUACGAGGAAAAUUAUAGCUAUAUGUCAGUCAGGAGGUGAGUUUGUGACCAAUAAUGAUGGAUUAUUGUCAUACAAUGGGGGUGAUGCCUAUGCAAUAGACAUUGAUCAUGAGACAAGGUUGAGUGAAUUUAAGUCAGAAAUAGCAGAAAUGUUCAACUGCAAUGUAGAUACGAUGAUUAUCAAGUAUUUCCUUCCUGGCAAUAAGAAGACACUAAUUACAAUAUCAAAAGACAAGGAUUUGCAACGCAUGGUCAGUUUCAUUGGGGAUGCUAACACGGUUGAUGUGUUUGUUAUAUCAGAGGAAGGAGCAGCUCGAAAUACAUCCAACAUGCCUGGUAGUAGGUCAAGCAGGACAACUGUCUCAGAAGCUGUUGUACCUGUUGUUGCUCCUAUUGAUGCCGUUGUUGAUGCUGCACAAUGCAUUGAUCAAUUUGAGAUAGAUGUAGUUAAUGAAGCCCCUACACUUUCCGUUUGUUCUGGGGCCAAUGAUGACAAGCAUCGUAAAGCUGCACAACAGUGGGAAAAUACCAUCACUGGUGUGGACCAAAGGUUUAAUAGUUUUAGUGAAUUCCGAGAGGCAUUGCAUAAAUACUCUAUAGCUCAUGGGUUUGCUUACAGAUAUAAAAAAAACGAUAGUCAUCGUGUCACAGUCAAAUGUAAAUCUCAAGGAUGUCCCUGGAGAAUAUAUGCAUCAAGGUUGUCAACCACCCAAUUGAUUUGCAUUAAGAAAAUGAACACAAAUCAUACUUGUGAAGGAUCUGCUGUUAAAGCUGGGUAUCGGGCAACUAGGGGUUGGGUGGGAAGUAUUAUAAAAGAGAAAUUGAAAGCUUCACCCAAUUACAAGCCAAAGGAUAUUGCAGAUGACAUAAAGCGGGAGUAUGGUAUUCAGUUAAAUUAUUCUCAAGCAUGGCGUGCAAAAGAAAUUGCUAGAGAGCAACUCCAAGGCUCUUAUAAAGAGGCAUAUACCCAGUUACCAUUCUUCUGUGAGAAGAUAAAAGAGACCAAUCCAGGGAGUUUUGCAGCAUUCACAACUAAAGAGGACUCAAGCUUCCAUCGUCUCUUUGUAUCAUUUCAUGCCUCAAUAUCUGGUUUCCAGCAAGGCUGUCGCCCUCUCCUUUUCCUUGACAGAACUCCUUUAAACUCAAAAUACCAAGGGGAAUUAUUGGCUGCAACAGCUGUGGAUGGGGAUGAUGGCAUUUUUCCCGUAGCCUUUGCUGUUGUAGAUGCCGAGAAUGAGGACAACUGGCAUUGGUUUCUGCAGGAGCUGAAAUUGGCAGUAUCAACAUCUGAGCAGAUUACUUUUGUUGCAGAUUUUCAGAAUGGUUUGAAAAUGUCAUUGUGUGAGAUAUUUGAGAAAUGCUACCACGGCUAUUGUUUACGCCACCUUGCCGAGAAACUGAACAAGGACUUGAAGGGACAAUUCUCUCAUGAGGCCAGACGUUUCAUGAUUAAUGAUUUUUAUGCUGCUGCUUAUGCAUCGAAAUUGGAGACUUUUGAACGUAGUAUUGAGAAUAUUAAAGGUAUUUCUCCUGAAGCCUACAAUUGGGUCAUACAAAGUGAGCCAGAGCACUGGGCCAAUGCAUUUUUUGAUGGAGCAAGGUAUAAUCAUCUGACAUCGAAUUUUGGACAGCAAUUUUACAGUUGGGUGUCAGAGGCACAUGAGUUGCCUAUUACUCAAAUGAUUGAUGUAUUACGAGGUAAAAUGAUGGAAACAAUUUACACACGGCGGGUUGAAUCGAAUCAAUGGGUGACAAAAUUGACACCUUCCAAGGAGGAAAUGCUCCAAAAGGAAACAUCAGUUGCUCGUUCACUUCAAGUGUUGCUCUCACAAGGUAGCACAUUUGAGGUCCGUGGAGAAUCUGUUGAUAUUGUUGAUAUUGAUCAUUGGGAUUGUAGCUGCAAGGGAUGGCAACUAACUGGGGUGCCUUGCUGUCAUGCCAUUGCGGUCUUUGAAUGUGUUGGUAGGAAUCCAUAUGAUUAUUGUUCCAGAUACUUCACAGUUGAGAAUUACAGAUUAACAUAUGCAGAAUCAAUUCAUCCUGUGCCAAAUGUUGACAGACCAGUCCAGGGGGAAUUGGCUCUGGCAGUUACUGUAACUCCUCCACCAACCAAGCGGCCUCCAGGUCGGCCAAAAAUGAAGCAGGUUGAAUCGAUAGACCUAAUUAAACGUCAGCUUCAGUGCAGUAAGUGCAAGGGACUUGGACACAAUAGGAAGACGUGCAAAAAUGGCAUAGUAAGCAGUUCUCUCGGUCUGUCUGGGAAUCUAUAUUGAAGCAAAAUGCACAUCUUUGAGCAGCAGCCAUUUGCAACCACUGUAGAGAAUUGGCUUAGGAGAGACAUUUUAGUGUCCGUAUGGGAUUUGGUUCGAAUCUCCAAAUUCAUGUGCUGGCUAUCUAGAGAUUAUCUAAUUUUGGUAUUAGUCAGUUUUUUCUUGUUUUACCCUCUCAAAUGAUAUUUGGCUGAGAACAAAUUACUUCAUGAUGUGAAGUAUAUAGAGUUUGUAUACUGUUAACGUAGAACCAAAACAACGAGUUCUCUUCUCAGUAUAGGCUGUUUUCUAUUUUAUUUAAAUUUAUUGAUUCAAUGGAAUAUAUUGUGUUUGCUGAAGACAUUCAGUUCUCUUUUCAGUCAUCGAAGUUGGAAAAGAAUCAUGUGAUUGUCUCCUGAACAUGAUAACCGGUACAAGACAUCUAGAUAUGUUGAGGAAUGAAGGAUAAUACAUGCUGCAAGAGAGCUCGUGUGAAGUCUCUCAUUGUAGUUCUUUCUGAAUAAUAUCUUUAUGAUGAUAUUAGAUUCCUUUUCUCCGAGCAAAUUUGUCCGAGACAGAUGUAGUAGUUUUGUUUUCAGAUCUUGAUGUGGUUUUUACUCAUUCAGUUGCGUAGUAGUCGUCACGGUUGCAAGUAAUUGGGCAAAAUUUUGUAGCAUGACAUAAUUGGUUCCUUAUGGCU
Gastrolobium bilobum is the source of this 3026-nucleotide messenger RNA. RefSeq lists its product as uncharacterized. The transcript has 4 exons. NCBI's taxonomy places the organism in Eukaryota, Viridiplantae, Streptophyta, Magnoliopsida, Fabales, Fabaceae. Bases 74 to 2350 code for a protein of 758 amino acids. Gene Ontology annotation, molecular function: protein binding; zinc ion binding. The record is from RefSeq and is a predicted model, not a curated record.